UCAUGCGGUCACUGUCCCGCAGGACCCCGGCAGCAUUCCCGACGAUGCCACGGGGAGAGAUAUGACGACGGCCUCCGGGAGAUACUCCUGGCGUGUUCUCCGUAAGCUUUUAUCAAGUGGUGAUUUUAUGCAAUGGCAUCAAGCCACAGUUCUUCACCAGUGCCUCAGUCAAACAGCAGUGAUGCUUUCUUUAAAAAAGAAGUGGACGCCACGAAACGCUUUCACCCUGUGCAGUCCCUGCCGGAUGUGUGUCCCAAGGAACCCACAGGCAAUCCCAAUAACUUACAUGACAGCCCAUCUCUAGUUGUGGAUCAGCAAAGAUGGACUAUUUAUCAUUCCAAAGUCAAUCUCCCAGCAGCACUAAAUGAUCCUAGGUUAGCAAAAAGGGAAUCUGAUUUCUUUACAAAAACAUGGGGAGUGGACUUUGUGGACACUGAAGUCACGCCUUCAUUCUACCUCCCACAGAUCACCAAGGAACAUUUUGCAUCAUACCAACAGGAAAUCACUCCGAGAGAGAAAGUUCAUGAAAGGUGCAAGAAUAUUUGUACUCCUAAAGAUUCCUUUGACAGGACACUAUUACACACUCACGAUAAAUCCAGGACAGAUCUGGAGCAAGUACCUAAGAUUUUUAUGAAACCAGAUUUUGCCUUGGAAGAUUCCUUAACAUUUAAUGCCGUUUUACCAUGGUCUCAUUUUAGUACCGCUGGUGGAAAAGGAAAUCGUGAUGCAGCUUCCUCCAAGUUACUUCAAGAAAAGCUGAGCCAUUAUCUGGACAUUGUGGAAGUCAAUAUUGCUCAUCAGAUUUCUCUCCGCUCAGAAGCAUUUUUUCAUGCAAUGACCUCUCAGCAUGAGUUGCAGGACUACCUCAGGAAAACCUCCCAGGCUGUAAAAUUGCUUAGAGAGAAAAUCUCUAAAAUUGAUAAAGUAAUGUGUGAAGGAUCGCUUCGAGUUUUAAGACUGUCACUCACCAGAAAUAACUGUAUAAAAGCAUACAAUAAACUGAAGUUAAUGGCUACUGUACACCAAACACAGCCCACAGUACAGUUGCUGCUCUCCACUUCCGAGUACGUUGGAGCUUUGGACUUAAUAGCAACAACACAAGAGGUGUUACAGCAAGAACUUCAAGGUAUUCACAGUUUCCGGCAUCUUGGCUCACAGCUUUGUGAACUGGAAAAGCUGAUAGAUAAAAUGAUGAUUGCAGAGUUUUCAACUUAUGCUCGCAAUGAUUUAAAUAGACCCCUAGAAGAUGAUUGCCAAAUUCUAGAAGAGGAGAGACUUGUAUCUCUAGUAUUUGGACUUCUAAAACAAAGGAAGCUGAAUUUUUAUGAAAUAUAUGGAGAUGAAAUGAUUAAUACUGCAAAGAAUAUAAUUAAACAGUGUGUGGUUAAUACGGUAUCGCAGAUAGAAGAAAUAGAUACAGAAGUGGUUGUUAAGCUUGCAGACCAGAUGAGGAUGAUGAAUUUUCCUCAGUGGUUUGAUUUACUGAAGAAUAUUUUUUCUAAGUUCACCAUCUUCCUCAAGAGAGUAAAGGCAACGUUAAAUACUAUCCGUAGCGUGGUUUUCUUGGUUCUAGACAAGAACCAAAAAACCAGAGACCUGGAGGACACGUUACAGAAGAACUCUGCUAAGGAGAGCGUGGUGGACAGCGAGGUGGCCUACCUGACCCACGAGGGGAUGUUCAUCAGCGACGCCUUCGGCGACGGGGAGCUCCCGGCCGGAGCAGCCGACUCGGCCUCCCAAAGGAACACGUCCCCCAACAGCGAGCCCUGCAGCAGUGACUCCGUCUCAGAGCCAGAGUGCACCACCGACUCCUCGUCCAGCAAGGAGCACACGUCCUCUUCUGUUACUCCAGGAGGAGUAGAGAUGAUGAUCAGUGACGACAUGAAACUGACUGACCUGGAGCUGGUCAGGCUGGCAAACAAUAUCCAAGAAUUACUUUAUAACGCCUCUGAUAUCUGCCACGAUCGUUCAGUCAAGUUCCUCAUGGCAAGGGCAAAGGAUGGCUUCCUAGAGAAGCUGAAUUCCAACGAGUUCGUUACUCUUUCUCGCCUGAUGGAAGGCUUUAUCUUGGAUACUGAGCAGAUCUGUGGCAGGAAAAGCAUGUCCUUGAGAGGAGCCCUUCAGAGUCAAGCCAAUAGAUUUGUGAAUAGGUUUCAUGAGGAGAGGAAGACAAAACUAAGCCUGCUUUUGGACAACGAGCGCUGGAAGCAAGCUGAAGUUCCUGCCGAGUUCCAGGACCUCGUUGAUUCAGUGUCAGAUGGCAGAAUUUCUCUCCCUGAAAAAAAACCAACAGGUGUGUGUCUUGCAGUCUUGCUGUGUGAUGUACAGGAUAUCUUGGACCAGCUGUCAUUUUAUGAGUUGGUUCAUGAUGAUGUGUCAUUGUUCAGUUGGAAACAGAAUCUGGUGGCUGAGAACUUCUAUGCCAGGCAGAUGAUAUCACUGCUGAAGAGCAUUUCAGGUCGACAUUGGGUAGCUGUCUAUCAACAUGAUUGGCCUGUGUUUGAUUUUGCAGCAUCUUUUGUGCCCUGGGAUGACGUAUUUGGCUGUUUCCUCUCUUUCAGGACAGUAUUGCUGCUAAUUAGAAUAAUCCUGGAGUACUGCCAGUGUGUGGAUAACAUUCCUUCCAUCACCACUGACAUGCUGACCCGCCUGUCAGAUUUACUGAAGUAUUUCAACUCUAGAAGUUGCCAAUUAGUGCUCGGAGCCGGUGCAUUACAAGUUGUUGGCUUGAAAACAAUCACUACAAAAAACCUAGCCCUUUCUUCACGUUGCCUCCAGCUCAUCGUACACUACAUUCCCAUUAUCAGGGCUCAUUUUGAGGCUCGGCUGCAGCCGAAGCAGUUCAGCAUGCUCAGGCAUUUUGACCACAUCACAAAGGAUUAUCAUGACCACAUAGCUGAAAUUUCAGCAAAGCUCGUUGCCAUAAUGGAUAGCUUAUUUGACAAACUAUUAUCCAAGUAUGAAGUGAAAGCCCCUGUUCCUUCAGCAUGCUUCAGGAAUAUCUGCAAGCAAAUGGCAAAGAUGCAUGAAGCUAUAUAUGAUCUCCUUCCUGAGGAGCAAACUCAGAUGUUGUUUUUACGAAUUAACGCAAGCUACAAACUCCACCUGAAGAGGCAGCUGGCCCACCUCAAUGUGGUCAAUGAUGGAGGACCUCUGAACGGGCUGGUUACUUCAGAUGUGGCUUUUUACACUGGAAACCUUCAAGCUCUGAAAGGCCUUAACAACUUAGAUCUAAACAUGGCUGAAAUCUGGGAGCAGAAGAGGUGAUAAUCCAUUGGGAGCAGUCACUUGGCUCUGACAACAGACUGACUUUCUUCUAAGCAGCGUGGUGACAGUGAGGUGAAUACUUGAGCCCAGAGCCCCAGAAGGGGCAGGACUGAGAGUCGGGGGAGCUUAGACUCAGAGGGAGCUGCAGGGAGCGAUCCUGCCAGUCUCCUUCAGCAAGAAACAAGUGAUCAGCUGUCUGUGCAAUGUUUUUUCAUUCUCUCUGGAAACAGACUCAGGUUUCUUUGGACCAAAUCCAAAAGAACACAUAGCUGUAACACAGCUGUAGUUGUCUAGAAUGCUCUGUAUAUCUUUAUAUUAAAAAGAUGCUUUGCAUUUCUUCUAGUGCAAUGAAAUUCACAUGGUGUCCCACCUUAUUUAAUGAUGGUACAAUAUAAAAAUCUUGCAGUUGGAACUCUGUAGAAAAUGUUUUUCUCUAUGAAACUAUACUGUUCUAAAAUUUAUUUUUUUACAGAACUUUAUAUAAAUAAAUGUCUUUUGAUUGCUCGCAUCUAGGAUUCAGCUUUGUUAGGGAGCAGUCCUGUUCCAGGGGAUUUCUCAGGACCUAAAAUCUGGAGACAAGUUUUUCUAAGCAAGGGCCAGUUCCUCAGAGUCAUUCCCUGUGGGAGAGAGGAGUGACCUGACCCUCAGUUAGCAGUGACAGGCUAGCAGUGGGGCUCCUUGGGGAACUGGAAGGUGGGAAAAAGGCUGGUGUAAGGAUGGCCACCUCCAGCUGCCCAUGGGCCCUGCCAGCAGGGAGAGACCUGGACACAAAGAACAGGGCAGGAAGAAUUUAAAAGUUUCUAGGCUGCUUAUAAAAGGCUGCACCAUGCAGCUCAAAUCAAUGUAUUGUGGAGUUUUUAAUACUACCUUUAACAGACUGGAGGCUGUCAGUACUCAGUACAAGUGCCUGUGUUUCUCACCUCACCCCUCUGUACCUGACCCCAGUCGAGUGCCUAACCCUGAGCUGAUCAUGUCUGAUGGAAUGGUCUCUGCUGCAGUGUGUGUGCCUGUGGUGCCCUCAGCCAGGCUUGCUGACCUGUAGCAUAACACGUGUCAUUCGUUGUCAGUUGAAAUAAAGCUCUAAAAUCAC
This is a messenger RNA of Cyanistes caeruleus (blue tit), 4357 nucleotides long. Lineage: Eukaryota; Metazoa; Chordata; Aves; Passeriformes; Paridae. The record is from RefSeq and is a predicted model, not a curated record.